This is a messenger RNA of Mixia osmundae IAM 14324, 972 nucleotides long. RefSeq lists its product as uncharacterized. The transcript is spliced from 9 exons. Gene Ontology annotation, biological process: monoatomic ion transport. Bases 1 to 972 code for a protein of 323 amino acids. NCBI's taxonomy places the organism in Eukaryota, Fungi, Basidiomycota, Mixiomycetes, Mixiales, Mixiaceae. The record is from RefSeq and is a predicted model, not a curated record. Gene Ontology annotation, cellular component: plasma membrane; endoplasmic reticulum. Gene Ontology annotation, molecular function: monoatomic ion channel activity.
AUGGAGACCAUUCUCGCACAGGGCCUUGAGGCCUUCAAGAAGCACAACGACCCGCCUUCGAUCCCAGAUAUCCCUCAUCUCGAUGGGCUAGUGAGAAUCACCGAGGCGGGCAAGCGAACGCUAUGGAUCACCUUUGUCGUCAUGGCCGUCGCUUCACUCAUCUUCCUCCUCAUGUCGUUCCGUCAGCCCGCAAAGGCCAGGAUCUUCCACCACGUCACUUUCUUCAUCACUGCUACCGCUGCAGUGAGCUACUACUGCAUGGCAUCCGGAAUGGGCAAUGCUAUCAUCAAGGCCCCCGGCAACCACGCUUUCCGUGAAGUCUACUAUGCCCGCUACCUCGAUUGGCUCAUUACUACGCCACUGCUGCUGCUCGAUUGCUGCUUGCUCGCCGGUGUGCCUGCUGCAGAAAUCGUACUCAUCAUCCUUGCCGACAUUGGCAUGAUCCUGACCGGUCUCCUUGCCGGCGUUGACGAUGGCCGUACGACACGCUGGGGUCUUUUCACGAUCUCCUGCCUCUUCUUCCUCUACGUUCUCUGGGGUCUGCUCUUCAGCGCUCGCAACACCGCCUUCGGCAAGUCCGACCGUGUGGGCAAGCUCUAUCUCGGCAUUGCAGUCUACACUGCUGUCCUCUGGAUCGCCUACCCUGUCGUCUGGGCCUUUGCUGAGGGAACCAACUCGAUCACGGGUGAUACCGAGGUUCUGGCUUAUGCCAUCCUCGACAUUGCUGCAAAGGCAGUCUUUGGCGGCUGGUUGCUCCUCGCCCACGAGAACGUCGAAGAGACAAAGAUCCAGCUGCCUAACAGCUGGGUCACUGCGCCCAACAGCGGCUACGGACGAGUAAGCCAGCAACGUCGCAUGCUCUCCUCAUCCUCCCGCCCGCGUAAAAGGGAUGGUCGAUCUCACUCAAGUCUCGUUUCUCUGAACACCAUUUACGCUCCCACGCGCUUCAUGUCUUGGUCCUGUUGGUGCUGA